Molecule: messenger RNA, 1934 nt
Organism: Anneissia japonica
Lineage: Eukaryota; Metazoa; Echinodermata; Crinoidea; Comatulida; Comatulidae
Product: amine oxidase [flavin-containing] B-like
Exons: 15
Coding region: 37-1602 (521 amino acids)
Molecular function (GO): oxidoreductase activity
Source: RefSeq, a predicted model, not a curated record
UCUGGCAACCCUGGGAAGAAUAUAGGUUACUUAACAAUGGCGGCUACAGCAACUGAGGUGAUUGUGAUUGGAGCCGGGAUCAGUGGUUUAUGUGCUGCUAAACUACUAGUAGACAAUGGGAUUGAUGUUCUUGUACUGGAGGCACGUGACCGAGUGGGUGGACGUACACACACAAUACAGGAUGCUUCAGUCGGUGGGUACGUUGAUGCUGGUGGCUCGUAUGUUGGACGUACUCAAGAUCGUCUGCUCCGCGUUGCUGAGGAACUGGGCGUGGAGAGUUAUUCAGUUGACGGAAAUGCCCGGAUUGCUUUUCUACAAAAUGGUAAGGUGUACCCCUUCGAAGGCUCAUUCCCGUCAUUCUAUAACCCAAUCACCUGGAUGGAUGUCAAUCACGUGAAGCGAGAAAUUAACUCAAUUGGUAAAAAGAUACCAGCUGCUACUCCCUGGGAUUGUCCCAACGCAGAGAAGUUGGAUAACACAACGCUACAGAAAUGGAUUGACGAUACUACAUGGACAAAGACAGGCAGGAACCUUGUCAAGACUUUAUGUCGGCUGAUCGUAACGUCUGAGCCAACAGAAGUAUCGUUGUUGUUCUUUGCAUGGUACGUCAAGCAAUGUAAUGGCUUCCUGCGAACCACAUCAACCAAAUAUGGCGGACAAGAAAGGAAGUUCAUUGGUGGCUCGCAGCGGAUUUCUCUCGGACUAAUGGACAAAAUUGGAAAAGACCGCGUAAUUUUUGACAAUCCGGUGUAUUCUAUCGACCAAUCAGGAGACGUCGCCGUCAUCAAGACGUUAGGAGAAAAGACGUAUGAGGCUAAGCAUGUGAUUUUGGCGAUGUCGCCAGCGUUGAUCCAAAAGGUUCACUUCAAUCCACCAUUACCACCGCUUAAAAAUCAACUUGCUGCUCGGUGUCCCAUAGGUUCUGUUAUCAAAUGUAUGAUUUACUACAAAACGCAGUUUUGGAGAAACAGAGGUUUCUGUGGUUCAUCGUGGAGCAUCGAUCCUGAUCUUCCGGUCGAGUGGUCUUUGGAUGACACUAAACCUGAUGGCACCGCUCCAGCUUUGGUCACGUUUAUAACAGCAAACAAGGCGAGAAAGUUCUGUCAGCUGACUGAAAACGAGAGACGUGAUAAACUGUGUCGGUAUUAUGCUAAGGUGUUUGGGACAGACGAAGCAAUGCAUCCAAUCAACUACUUGGAGAAAAAUUGGAUGGCAGAGACAUAUUCCGCAGGCUGCUAUACUACGGUCUUCCAGCCGGGCACUAUUUGCCAAUACGGAAGAGAGUUGAGAAGAAUCGUUGGCUGUAUACACUUUGCAGGAACAGAAACAGCUAUUAAAUGGUCGGGCUACAUGGAUGGUGCUGUUGAGUCCGGUGAACGUGCUGCUAGAGAGGUACUUCAUGCUAUGGGAAAGUUGUCUGAAGAUGAAAUUUGGCAAGAAGAGCCACCGUCCGAGGACUUCCCUGCAGUUCCGUUCACGCAGUCUUUUCUUGAAAUGAAUGCUCCGUCGGUUGAUGGUUUAGUUCGUUUUGUUACUAACACAACGAUCCUGACGGCUGUUGUCGCUGGGGGUGUGUGGCUCUACAAACAUGCAAAAUUUUAAUAAAUACAAACAACUUAACUGUAUGCCUAAUUGGAAAUACAAGGGGUUUUAUGUUAACUGCACUAUUGGAGGAUAUAGAAUGAAGAAAUACUGUAUUGCAUUUUUAAAAGUUUUUAUAAAUUGAAAAUGAAGGCCUACUCGCUGGACCGUAAUAAGGAAUGAAUUGCAUAAUUAGGCCUAUAUUUUAUAUAUAUGCAAAUGGUUAUAUGAGAAAUCUGCAAGUGUGAGAGAUAAUUUUUACAUAAGAAAUAGUACAGGUGAUUUUUUGACCCGUAAAGGGCGUCGUUGACGUGAGUACUGUAUUAAAUUGAUAUGCUCCAUUGUCAUAUUUA